Venustampulla echinocandica is the source of this 1533-nucleotide messenger RNA. RefSeq lists its product as uncharacterized. NCBI's taxonomy places the organism in Eukaryota, Fungi, Ascomycota, Leotiomycetes, Helotiales, Pleuroascaceae. The transcript is spliced from 4 exons. The record is from RefSeq and is a predicted model, not a curated record. The coding region runs from base 1 to 1533 and encodes 510 amino acids.
AUGGGCCAGAAAGUUUCAAGGGAAAGGAGGGCUGCGUUCCUGACGCCGGUUGAGACCCAAGACCAACUGCAAGCCAAAUUUGCUCACUACCUAGUUAGAAGAUCAAGAGAAUGGGACCUGGAAAAGCAAAAGAUGAUUACAACUACCUUCGAUGAGAUUUUUACCAAGUUUUCGGUCAAAGGCCAGCCACAAGAAUACUGGAAUACGGCCUCCCUGGUGGAAUUUAUCUCUCCUACUCUCCCGGCAGAUUUAAGAUACAUCAUUACGGAUGCUGCUCCUAUCCUCCAUCGCAUGGUUUCACGCCUGGGUUCUUAUCCCUAUCAAACUCGUACAACUGGGACCCUUACCUUGGACGUGCUGCGUAGCGCAGUCAUUAUCAUCAUGCUCCCUUACCACUAUGAUCUUUCGUUCAACAGAACGCCUGACUACGAAUACAAGAGCGUGGAGCAGUACGAAAAGGACCUGCGGUUGAAAACCCACCGACUACUCUUUCAAAGCCUCACUGAGAGUGUCCCCUUACCUGUGGCCGAUCUUCCUCGAAAUGACUGCACUGAUGAAGACCUCAUCCAAGCCCUCCAUGCCCUUUCCGUUGACAACAUCCGUUUCUGGUCCUCGAAAAGGGAUUCCGUAACUAAGGCACCGCCUUUGCCUCCAGCUUUAGCUUUACCGUCCUCGAAUUCCGAUGACUUAACGGGAAUAAUACCACUCGGAGAAUUACGUUCUCUGCUUCGCUUACUUCUGCUAUAUCAAUUCACUCGUGAAGAUCUCGACCCGAAAUGCGAAAGUUUUAAGCUUCAGCUUGAACAAGUCACAGAUUGUGUUCUAAAGGCAUUUUCCCAAAGCGAUGAUGAAAAGCGGGGUGAUGGGGUUACAUGGGAUAGCUUCACGAGAACACUUACAACACAUUUGCCCCGUAUCUUCGACGGUCUGUCGAACUUGUUCACACGUUUCCUUCGGGCCCAAGAACCACAAGCUGAACCAAAACCGAAAUUAUCCCCCAAAGCUUUGGGCGAACCCAUUAUUUGCCAACUAGCUACCUUUAAGCCAACCAUGCCACCAUUAUCCUGGCGGCUGCCCUCCUAUACCGUCCUCGACCAAAAUACCUUCAAUGGAUGCGUAACAUCUCGCACUCGCACCGCCAUGGUGUUGGUUUCCGGAUUACGCAAUACUACUAAUGUAACCUUCGGUAUCCUGCUAGGUGCUUGCUCUGAAGAAAAGCCAUCCGGCGACGAGGGUUACACUUGUAUUUUCCAGCUUGAACCAGUGCAUUGCGUCUACUUUGACAAAAGACGCGAGCUCUCGAAAGUAUCAUUUUCAUCCGACGGCCAAAAUCAAAUCAGUAUCAAGGUCGAUAUUAUUACCGAAAAUUCCGAAUCCGUUGAACUAACAAUCGAAAAUGGUAAGGGAGCAUUUGUAAGAAAAAAUGUGUUUCAAACUGAGGAAGGAAACACACCAAUCACUCAACAUGCGCAAGAAGGGGCCUCUAUCGAAGGGAGUUUUAGUGCUGAUGAUAUCAAAUUUCUUGGCUUUUGA